Messenger RNA from Verruconis gallopava, 1312 nucleotides. RefSeq lists its product as uncharacterized. The transcript has a single exon. The record is from RefSeq and is a predicted model, not a curated record. Gene Ontology annotation, molecular function: hydrolase activity. Bases 80 to 1264 code for a protein of 394 amino acids. NCBI's taxonomy places the organism in Eukaryota, Fungi, Ascomycota, Dothideomycetes, Venturiales, Sympoventuriaceae.
GCGCGAAACCCAACUGAUAUGACAUAAUCUCUAGCGCAAUUUCCAACCUCACAAUCUGAAUGAACAAUCUUCUUGGCCUAUGUCCGGCCUGUUGCUAGACGAGGCCUCGAACGAAUGCCGGGAAUCAACCCGCAGAGACGCCGUACGAGGAUCGUGUGUAUCAGCGACACGCACAAUCAGACACCGCAGUUGCCGAAAGGUGAUGUGCUUGUCCACGCUGGAGAUCUCACAAACCAGGGUAGUUUUUCAGAGCUCAAAAAGACAGUUGCGUGGUUGGAAAAGGCUGACUUCGAGAUCAAGAUCGUUGUUGGAGGCAAGUAACUUCUCACAAGAACAAAAUAUAAUAAAAAAAAAAAUUAAACACAGAUCUGAGGUGCGGCAUUUAGGCAAUCACGACAUCACUUUGGAUACCGAGUUCUACGGGGCCAACUGGACGUACUUCCACAAUCAACGAAAACAGGAUGAAGAAGAUUGCAGGGCGCUUUUGCAAGACUCGCCAUCGAUCACAUAUCUGCGACAUGAGCCUGUCCACAUCAAGUUGACGGCGUCGACCGGACCGCAGACGCACUUCAAGGUCUUUGGCUCCCCUUACUCUCCGGCCCACGGGCUUUGGGCAUUCGGCUACACGGACGCGCAGGCCGCUCAACUGUGGGAUCAAGUACCUGUCGACACCGACGUGCUCGUCACGCACACGCCGCCCAAGGGGCAUUGUGACAGAACGGUGACCAAGAGCGGUCGAGCGGGGUGCGAGCACCUGCUGCGCAGGCUGUGGCGGGUGCGGCCUCCGUUGCACGUCUGCGGCCAUCUUCACGAGGGCAGAGGGGCGGAGAUCAUCACCUGGAACGACGGGUCCGACUCUCCACGUCCGGAAAGCCACGUCCUGUGCUGGAAAGAUCCCGGCGCCGGCGAGGGCAACAAGAAGCAGAGCAUCCUCUCUCUGACGCCGCGUGACGGGCGCUCAGGAUCGCAGCACGGCUCCCCCCUCUCCGCCGUCGCGGCUUCCACGUCCAAAUGGCACGAGCGCCCAGCGCGCGCAAGCACGACGGCGGGUAACGACGUCGCCGCACCGGCUGCUGACGACCCCGAUCCGGAGACGGCUGAGGAGACCGGCCCCGUGCACGGCGAAGACUCUGCACGUGGCCGGAGCAGGACCACAACGUGCGUGGUCAACGCGGCGAUCAUGAAGAACUCAUUUGGCGGGCCGAAACAAUUGAACAAACCGAUCGUAGUUGACAUUGAUUUCCCCGUCUUGUCCGACGGUUGAAAACGAACCAGUGGACCGCUACUGGUAGACGCUUGACGCGUUUCGAGG